UGUAGAUGAACCAGUUCCCGAAUCAUUUUCGUUUAAUGACCUAAUAAGAAAUCCUGAAACCAUCCAUGAUAAAGAUACGAAUGAAAUAGACAAGAAAUACGAGAAAUUCGGUAAUAUAGUUGAUCAAGUUUUUGUGGAAAUUCCAAAACACGCUUCUAAAAUAAUAAAGAACAGUUUUAAUGAUGGAAAAUUAUAUGACAAUUCUGUCGAUGAAAUUUCCAAGAAAAUACAAACCAGAAUUAAUGACAAGAUGUCUGAAAUCCUUCGUAAAAUCUCUAUCAAAAUAUCUGAAAUAAGUUUUUAUACUCCGUACGUGGAUUAUUUACUUUCUGCAAACAUUUCUAUAGAAAAAAUAGAACUUGCUAAAAAAGAAUCAUCUGAUAAAGAAAUACAGCUUACUACAAAAAUACAUUUUAUUAAAAAAAUAAAUUUUCCUGAGUUAAAAAGAAUAAUUUUUGCUGAGAUACAUGUUGAAAUUAUCAUUAUGUUACUAGAAGAACUUUUCAACAUAUUUCUGGAAAAUUUUUUUAACCUAUUACAAGAAAAUAUUUCAGACAAUAUUGAAGAAGAUAAAGAAUUUAUAGAAAUUAUUAAAGGAAAGACUUUAAUUAAUAGAGAUAAAGCGGAUGAAUUUUCUAAGAAUAUUUCUACUGAAUUUUCUACUGAAAUUUCUAAAAAAGUCAUAGAGAAAAUUUCUAUUAGGAUUCAAGAAGAAGUUGAAAACCAUUUUUACAAGAUUCUUAAUAUAAUUUAUAGAGCUUUUAAGGUGGUAGACGAAUAUGGAGAUGGUAAAAUAGAAAUCUCUAACGGGCAAGAAACUUCUUAUAAAGGACAAGGUGGUUCUUCUGAACAAAAUUCAGAAUCUCCUAUUGAAGAACAAAACUUUGCUGAAAAAAUACAAAAUCAGCAUUUCACAUUAACCUAUGAUAUUAAUGAAAUCAAAACCCUAUGUUAUAAGACACUGAAUGAUGAACUAAAUGGUAUUAAAACUGCGGAAAGAAAUAAUCUUGCUAAAUCACUGGAAGAUAUUGUAAAUAAAGAUGUCAACAAAAGUAAGGAAGUAGAUAUUGAGCAUAUCGUAUUCAUUAUUUUUGCUAUACUUGAUAGCGAAUCUUUAGUAUUUUUAUAUAAAAUAGUAGAAGAUUAUGCUAAAAAAGUAAAAAAUUAUUAUAAUGUUCGAAAGACUGAUGAACCGGAGAGUGGCCUCGAAAAAAUUGGUCUGAAGGAUGACCAUGAUCAGAAGAGUGACACCGGAAAUAAUGAUAACGAUAUUGAACGAUAUAUUGAAAGGUUUAUUAUAAUUAGAGUAUGGGAAGAAAUUAUUUUUAAGAGUAUUCCACUUAUUAUUAUUAUGGUAUGUCAAUAA
This is a messenger RNA of Dentiscutata heterogama, 1366 nucleotides long. Lineage: Eukaryota; Fungi; Glomeromycota; Glomeromycetes; Diversisporales; Gigasporaceae. The record is from the annotation of a GenBank genome assembly.